Messenger RNA from Paecilomyces variotii, 2292 nucleotides. RefSeq lists its product as hypothetical. The coding region runs from base 473 to 2143 and encodes 556 amino acids. The transcript has 2 exons. Lineage: Eukaryota; Fungi; Ascomycota; Eurotiomycetes; Eurotiales; Thermoascaceae. The record is from RefSeq and is a predicted model, not a curated record.
CCUAUCCGUGGUUGCUUGCUGCACGAACCAAGCGACCGUUUCCCGAAAACGUUCUCCACCGGCGUGAAUUGACAAAUUACUCCUUUUGGAUUCCUCUUUUCCUCCUUUUACUGCGUCGCUUCUGAUCUUCUGGUUAUCCUCGUGCUUCUGGCACACGGAAACUUGAUCUUGCUCCAAACCCCAGGAAGAACGUGGGCGUCUGACUCGUCUUCCUUGUUUUUAUCACGGCCUUCGCACGGACUGAGUGUCCAAGUGAUCGUCUUGACGGGAGUGAGAAGGAGCUAUAACUGAGAUUUUCUGGACACUGGGUUAUGGGAUUAUUGGCAUGAUCGGUUAGGAACGAAACCUAUUUACUGGCUUUGACGGUCUCCGGGAACCCCGGACGAUCCUCAGCUGGAAUACGGCUAGUUGAGGCGACUUUUAGCAGGAUUGCAGUUGGUGUGUAUCUGUUGCUACUGCUGCGGCCGAUAGGAUGGCAGGAGCAGCUACUGCAACGUACACCACAGAGGCUUUCAUGUCUCCUGGCAUGAAUGGCAGCCAGCAUUGGGACUAUGCGGUGCCAAUUGGCCCCGAGAACCACAACAAGGCGCGGAACUCGAAUGAUUCGAACCACGUAUACGGGAAAUCGAACCGGGCAGUCUCUCGCAGUUCUUCGCGACGUUCGAAGCGUGCUCGCGCGAGAGGAGAUACCGGUGAGAGCCGACCCGUCUACGAUGGGGAUGGCCCACUGGACUCCUACAGACGCGACUCGUCUGCAAGUAAAAACGCGGUGAAUGGGUUAGAUUCUGCAGGGCACCAGAAUGGCUCGAAGAAAGGUCACUACGCGGAUGGUAUGAAUGGACCGUAUACAGAAGAGGAAAUGAAUGAUGAAUAUUGGAUCCAUCGUGACAAGCUGGCAAAGAUCGAGAGCGAGGAACUGCAGCAGGCCGCGAUCAGGUUCCAGCGUCAGGCGCGAGCUGGUAGCAAGUCCAGCAGUAGACGAGGCCGGAGCCAUGAUCGCAACAGCAAUGGCGUGAACGGUUCUCUCGUGACGACGCCGCAAGCGAUAGAGCAUACCGAGCCGUGGCCCAACAUUCGUGAUGAGAAACCGUCGGACUUCGACUUCUGGGGCAAUGUCGGGAAUGAACCGACAGAGGAGGAGAGGCAGAAUUGGGAUCUUCGUCGUCCGGAGGAGAUCGCUGCGGACCAAGAAGCAGAGUCCUAUGAGGACGGAGCAUCCAAGAUGUAUCGAAACCCCGGGUUGAGGAAGAGUUCGUCACGGAUACCAGUCCUGGCUACCAGCCCAGCGCCGAUCUCGCAGGAGCAUAUAGAACGUGAGUUUCCUUUACUACGCCGACGUACCCAGGGCAGUGCGGAUGCAGAUAGUAUAUCCUAUCCGAAGCCCGCUCGAUCAAGCGAGUCGCCUGAAAUUGACACACCUGAAGCUAUCCCAACCGUCGAAACCACUACUCCUCCCCUCAGCACCAGCCGGCCCGUCAGUCGCGGCGUGUCGACGCAGAACUCUCCAGUGAAGAAGACGCCGGGCAAGACAUCGCCCUCCGGCUCUGGAACACGGAAGACGUCCGGUCAGCCGGCCACGAAGAAGACGCCACAGAAGUCGAGGGCAACAUCCGGCAGCAGUACGCGGCCGACGACCAGAGGGGGAGAAGUCAGACCGACGACUGCCGUCAACCGCCCCGAAGGCGAUCCUCCAUGGCUUGCGACGAUGUACAAGCCAGACCCUCGUCUUCCUCCGGAACAGCAGAUGCUCCCGACUCAUGCGAAGAGGAUGCAGCAAGAGCAAUGGGAGAAAGAAGGCAAGACGCCGUCUACAUAUGAUCGUGAAUUCGGUCCCUUGGCGGUUCGAUCCGACGAUAACAAACCGCCGCGAGUCAGCCCGGAACCGGCCAAGUCCAACUCGGAACAGGAGAAGUCUCCAGGAUCAGAAGCGGAGUCGCCAGCAUGGCCGCUCAAGUCUAAGAGCCCCGAGCCGAACCCUCUGACCAGACCGCCUACUGGCGGAACUGGAUACAGUGCGAUGCCGAAGGUGCAGACCACGCCGCCGAUCGGUAUCGCGCCCUCCCCGAGGGCGAACCCCCCCUGGCCCGAGCCCGAGCCCGAGAAGCCGACCAAGAAGGGCUGCGGCUGCUGCAUCGUUAUGUGAACUACAUUAUCGCGGCAUGGGUUCUUCAUUAUACCCCCGACUUUCGCUCUUUUAUCUAUCGUCAUCUCCAUUUUCAUAAGCGGAGCUCUGCGUCUCCAUUCUUGCUGGUCUGGGUCUUUCAACUUGUGCAUUCAGCGUGUUUGGGAUGA